Messenger RNA from Didymodactylos carnosus, 632 nucleotides. The record is from the annotation of a GenBank genome assembly. NCBI's taxonomy places the organism in Eukaryota, Metazoa, Rotifera, Eurotatoria, Philodinida, Philodinidae.
CUGUAGGUGUCCUUCUUGGCUAUGGUAAUGGAACUUUUACAGCGCAAACGACGUUUACAACUGGCACUGGGCCGUACUCAGUCGCCGUUGGUGAUUUCAACAACGACACUCGACUAGAUAUUGUUGUAGCGAAUUUUGGCGAUAACAAUGUGGGUAUCCUUCUUGGCAAUGGUGAUGGAACUUUUGCAGCGCAAAUGACGUUUUCAACUGCCAAUAAUCCGAACUGGAUCGUCGUCGAUGAUUUCAACAAUGACACUCGAUUGGAUAUCGCUGUCACCAGUGGGCCCGAUAAUAAUGUGGGUGUCCUUCUUGGGUAUGGUAAUGGAACUUUUGCAGCGCAAACGACGUUUUCAACUGACAAAAAUCCACAGUCGUUAACCGUUGGAGAUUUCAACAACGACAAUCGACUGGAUUUCGCUGUCGCUAAUUAUGGCAUUGCCGUUGUGAGUAUCCUUCUCGGCUAUGGUAACGGAACUUUUGCAGCGCAAAUGACGUUUCCAACUGGCAAUAAUCCACAAUCGUUAACCGUCGGUGAUUUCAACAACGAUAAACGAUUGGAUAUCGCUGUCGCCAAUUUUGGCAGUAACACGGUGGGCAUUCUUCUGAACACUUGUUAUUGUUGUGCUCCUUAA